Molecule: messenger RNA, 885 nt
Organism: Saccharomyces eubayanus
Lineage: Eukaryota; Fungi; Ascomycota; Saccharomycetes; Saccharomycetales; Saccharomycetaceae
Gene: YHI9
Product: Yhi9p
Exons: 1
Coding region: 1-885 (294 amino acids)
Biological process (GO): biosynthetic process
Cellular component (GO): cytoplasm
Molecular function (GO): isomerase activity
Source: RefSeq, a predicted model, not a curated record
AUGGGUUUAACAGUGCCUUUUAAGCAAGUUGACGUAUUCACCGAAGUUCCGUUUAAAGGAAACCCAAUUGCGGUGAUAAACUUCUUAGAUAUUGACGAAAGUGAAGUUACCCAAGAGCAAUUACAAGCAAUUGCCAUUUGGACAAACCUGUCAGAAACAUCUUUUCUAUUUAAACCAUCUGAUGAAAAGUACGACUACAAACUAAGAAUCUUUACCUCACUAUCUGAAUUACCAUUUGCUGGUCAUCCAACUAUUGGUUCUUGUAAGGCUUUCCUUGAGUUUACCCAGAAUACCACUGCAACUUCGCUCGUUCAAGAAUGCAGAGCGGGAGCUAUCCCAUUAACAGUCAACGAGGGACUGAUCAGCUUCAAAGCUGCGUUAUUUGACUUCGAAGGUAUAUCUGAUGAAGUCAUUACUGGUUACGAACAAUCACUUGGCUUAAAAUUCAUUGCGGCUCCAGCACUGUUGCGCACUGGACCAAACUGGGUUGUUGCUUUAGUAGAAGACGCAGAAACUUGUUUCAACGCCAAUCCGAACUUCACUAUGCUCACAGAGCAAACAAAACAGAAUAAACAUUGUGGAGUUAUUUUGGCAGGUGUCAAGAAGAAUGCAUCAAUUAAAAACUCAUAUGAAAUGAGGGCAUUUUCUCCGUUGGACAAGGUCGAUGAAGAUCCUGUUUGCGGAAGCGGUUCUGUGGCACUUGCGAGAUAUUUACAAGAACUUUACAAGUUCGAAGAAACCACGAAGAUUACCAUUUCUCAAGGUGGAAGAUUGGGAAGGGAUGGCCAUAUUGUAGCUAGCAUUAUAAAAGAGACGGAUGGUAGCACUUCAUACCAUGUAGCGGGCCAUGCGAUAACUGUUGUCAAUGGCAAAAUUACACUUUAA